Messenger RNA from Brugia malayi, 2322 nucleotides. RefSeq lists its product as uncharacterized. Lineage: Eukaryota; Metazoa; Nematoda; Chromadorea; Rhabditida; Onchocercidae. Gene Ontology annotation, cellular component: membrane; cytoplasm. The record is from RefSeq and is a predicted model, not a curated record. The transcript is spliced from 14 exons. Gene Ontology annotation, biological process: endosomal vesicle fusion; autophagy; vesicle-mediated transport. The coding region runs from base 1 to 2322 and encodes 773 amino acids.
AUGGUGGACGAGUAUUAUCGAUUGACCGAUGUUUUUGAAACAUUUUCAUUUCUUGCACCGAAUGAACAGGUGACGUGUGUUGAUGGAACAUCAAGAACGCUAUUUGUUGGUACUUCACAAGGACGCAUUUUGCUUGUGGAUCUUCCUGCAAAGGAUGUGCUUAAUGCAUUGCAACUUUCAGUGAAUGCUCCCAUUGUACGAAUAGUGGCUGCCACAGCGCUUGAUUAUCUUGUUGUUCUGUCAGCGUCCACCAUCUUUAAUAUAGAAAUAAAGACAUUAAAGCCAAUUAGCUCAAGUGCGAUGUCGAACAUAGCUCAUUUGGCGCUGAAUAAAGAUCCAGUGGUAGCAGAUCCAUUUGCUUUACAGUUUGCUUUAGUUGCGAACAAUCGCUACAUUCUAAUCUGUGAAAUUAAAGCUGAUAAUUUGGUAAUCCAGCAAGAGAUACGAACUGAUGACAAUGUGGUUGCUUUAUCGUACAAUAAAUAUUGCAUAUGCUAUGCUCUGCCUAAUGCUUAUUUUGUUCAUAAUAUCUUGGAAAAUAAAACUCUAUCGUUGUUCCCGUACGACUCACAAGCUAUACGUCCUAUAAUUAUAAACACAGAUGCGGAAGAAUUUCUGGUGAAUAGUAUGCAAGGUUUAGGCGUUUUUGCAACUUCAGAAGGUGUUUCAUCGCGACCUCCGCUGUUCUGGGGUCUGACUUCUAUCGUGUCAUUUGCUUAUCGUUCACCACAUGUCUUUGUUCUAACAGCGUCAUCUGUUACCGUUUACAGUUCCGAACAAUCAGUUGUACUCCAGAGGUGGCCCUUUACAACUGGGACCUUGUUAGAGUGUAUUAAUGGGCAAAUGUAUAUUUGUAGUAGCAAGAAUAUCAGUUAUUUAGAACAAAUAUCGUGGCUUGAUAGGGCAAAGGCUCUUGCUGAUAAUGGAGAAUUGGAUGAAGCAUUGCGAUUUGCCGAAAAUGCUGUUUCCAAUGGUCAGUAUGACGAAGACGAAAUACUGAAAUUCAAUGAAUUAAAACAGAAAGUGGCCUUAGUGCUUUUCAAACGCGAAGAAUUUGAAAAAUUUUACGAAGUGGCCGUAUCAUCUGAAUUAGAUCCUCGUGCGGUUUUGAUAUCAUUUGCAUUUUUACUUCCGUUUCCAUCAGGGUUUCAAUCAGAGCUAAGCAAAGAGUCCACAGAAACAUUAGAAAAAACCUUUGAUGAUUUCGUUGCAGAAGGAUCCAUUGAACUUAUAAGUUUUUUGGAGCAUUAUUUGAGAAGAAUAAGAAAACUUCAUUGGACUGCUGGAUUUCGUCGGGAUAUUGACACUGUAUUAUUAAGAUUGAUAUCACUACGAAAGGAUGAACUGGGUGCUGAGGACAUGUUACUAAAUUUUCAUUGCACUUUUGAUGAUUGCAAUGAAUGGAUGCGAAAACAUAAACGUCGGAAAUUCCUUAUUACCAUAGCAUUUUGCCUCUCAAAUUUCGAUAAAGCACUUGCAAUAAGUCGAGAAUUAUAUGAUGAGAAUCUUUGGGAUGAUGGGAUUGUCAGAUUAUGUCUACAGUUCUUCCCAAGGUUUUAUUCAGAACAAACAAUAUUAGGUUGGGUUGAAUUUCUGCUCAAAAUUCGCCAAGAUGAUGCAAUCAGUGGUUUGAAAAGAAGUUCGAUCGAAUUAGAUCACUGGAAAAUUGUACGAAUCUUGCAACAGGAUCGAAGUACACUGAUCAAAUACCUUGAAGGAAUUAAAUCUCUCCAAAUCGCCGAAUUCCAUUCAAUGUUAUUUUCUAUGUACGCAGACGAAAUCAACAACUUGUUAGGCGAAGAUCGAAGAAGGGAAAAAUUAUACAGGAAAGAGCUACGUACUUUCCUUCUUCAACCAAACAAGCUAAAUUUGUCAGACAUGCGUGCAGUUCUCGAAAUUUGGCCUCACUUUGCUGUCGAACUAACCUUGCUUGAGGGUGUCAAAGAAAAUGGCUCUGUUGCAUGCCUCGAAAAAUUACUCAAUGAUCACAGAGACUAUGAUGCAGCCGAAUUAUUCUGUAUUUAUACAGAUACAUCGGAACAUGUUUUACAAUUGACACUUCUGAAGUUCUAUCUGCAAAAUGUCACGUCUCAACCGGAAUUCGGACCACGUAUAAUUGGUUUACUUAACACAUCUGGUUUAACCUCAAAUAAAACUGAGAUACUACAAGAUAUCCCGAAGGAAUGGCCACUAUCGUCGGUUCUUUAUUUCGCAGAAGGCACUAUAUUAUCAGCGAAAGAUCGAUCUCAUCGUCAGCAACUGAAAAAAAAGGUAUUUAUCAAUAUUUUGGUGCAGAGCAAUAUGCUUCCAAAGUUUAAUUGA